Phasianus colchicus (ring-necked pheasant) is the source of this 6853-nucleotide messenger RNA. Lineage: Eukaryota; Metazoa; Chordata; Aves; Galliformes; Phasianidae. The record is from RefSeq and is a predicted model, not a curated record.
UCAUGCUCAGAGAGUAAGAGAAAAAUCAGUUCUGCAGCCCCCUGCGCUGCUGUCCUGCCCUCACUUGGUUUGUGUUGCUGGGAUAUGAGAGCACAUGCACUUCUGGUCACAGAGCAGGCAACAAAGCAGGGGGGGCAAUUCCAACCUUUGCACACUGCCUUAUUGUGGGAGACAAUUAAUUUCUUUGUUUUGUUUUUGUUUUUUUUCAGUAUGGCUGUAAGUGUAACCUCCACUAGGGGAUGUUUGACCAACUUCCUAACUACCUUUCUACCAAAACUAGUGUGGUGUGAAUUUAGAUGAACUUUUGGACAGGAAGCAAAGAGCCAGCUUGCCAUCCCCCCAAGGAUAUGUAUGAACAGCUGGGGGCUGCUGGGGGUCCUGGCAGUUCCAUUGGGGUCUGCAUGUGGCACCGGGCACUUCUGCAGCACAGUGAAGGUUGGAGCAGCUUGGAGGAUGGUGAUGUGGGGAGCCCUGAAGCCAGACUGCGUUGUGCAGUGUGUCCUUUCUCCUGGCUGUGUGUCCUCAGGCAGCCUCUGACCCGAGCAGAGGGGCAGCACUACUUCAGAAAGGCUGUUGUCGUUCCCUGCUCUGCUGUGCUGCUCACUGACAUGCUCAUUUCCAGCCUUACACCUGAUGACCUUUGAGGAAGGCUGUGAUGCCAGUCCUGCUGGCCCUUCCAGGCUGAGCAACUGCUGAUGUGUUCCAUGCUUUGUUCUGAAAGCCAGGAAGACCCCUCUGUGCUGUGCUGCAGCCGCAGGGAUCCAAAGGCCUGUGCUGCAAGUUAAGGCCCAGCACUGCUCCGUGCAAGAUGCGAGGUGCUGAGGGAUGGACAGAAGUACUGUGGGUAAUUGGAGUAUUUAGCUACUGAUUGCCCUGUGCUUUCUUCUCAUGUCUGUGCAGGUGGUGACUUGCAGCACACCAUCCUCCCAUGCUCUUCUUCUUCUGGAGAGAACUACCUCCCUCCUGUGUCCGACCACCAGGCGUUCUGCUGCAGGGUUGGUAACCUCAGUGCCUUCCUGCCCUGACUUUGUUAGUGGGCAGCCUCCACCUUGGCUUUCUGUGGGUUUUGGGGAUGUUAUGAAUUGAUGUAUUGUUCAGAGCAGCCUAUUGGAAGGCGUUGUCACUGCCCAUUCUGACGGGAGGAGAGCUUCCUUUGUAAUGUCAGGCCAUCGAGAGCAACCUUAAUUUCCUACAUGCAAUUACUGUGAGCAGACUUUCCUCGUGCCCUCUCCCAUGCUGCUGUCAUCCAUGCCCCGGUGGGGCUGUGUGAUGGCUGGGAGCACAGGCUGCUCUGCUCUUGGGGGCUCUCUUCACCCUGAUGGUUCCAGCUCCUUUGGGCCCAUUGGUGUGAGCAGCUGCUUGGCCACCUCACGGUGGGCAGUGCUGGUGGCUGCUGAUUCCCAGCCCGGUACGAUGAGGAUGUGACUUUGCUCCCUUUGUGUAAAGUGAAUUUAGGAUCACUUGCUGAUUUCCUUUGCAGGGGCUGAAGUGCCAGCAAGCACACUGCUGUCUGUCCCCAACAACCCCAGGCUUCAGCGAACCACAGUGCUUUGCCUGCAAGCCUACAGCUGUCUGUGUGCUGGCAUCUGUCCAUUGUGGGAUGGAGGCCAGAUGGGGUGACGGGGUGCAGCAAUGUGGGAGCAGUGAUAACCAUCUCUCUUCUCUUUGCAGGUUCCUUCCCUGCAGGUGAGGGCUCAGUCCUGCCCUGCAGCGCUCAGUCCCAGUCCCACUUUGGGCAGCAGUGCCCAGGGUGCUGGGCUUCCCCUGAGGAAGGAAGCGGGGCGGUUAAAGCUUCCCUAAGGGCUGCAGGGGUCUCUGCUUUGACAGACGUUAACAGAGUCUCCCUGUGGAGUACUGAGCUGCUCUCCACGUACCGGAUUAAGGUUGGUUGGACGUGUUUAAUGGCCACAACAGGCACAGAGCAUUCCUCAUCUGCCUGCAGCCCCUGCGACGCCGCGGGACGGCCGGGUAUUGUUGCUGCAGCUGGUGUUGUGAAUCAGGCCGACGGCAAGCGCUUCCUACUAUCCGGCUAUUUCACUACACCAGGGUUGCAUCAUACCACUUCCUUCACCCGCCUCCUGGAGCCUCCGUGCCUCUCCUGGAGCAUCUUGCUGCUGCGCCUGGCCUCUCAUUUGUGAGAGGCUCUGAUUUCUGCUGUCUGGGGCAAGUCGGUGUUUUCUGAUGGGAUAAUGAGGUUCUAAAAUAAAGCUGUGGCUUCGAGGCAUCGGUGUGGUGCUGUUUGUGUUGGUGGAAGCUGAUGCCCAUGUUGCAGGAAUGGGUGAGGUGGGACGGAGGACGGUGUCUGUGCGUGCACACAGUGCGUGAGGAGCAGAGUGAGUCCUCAGAGAGCAGAUUGAAAUGUUUGUGCAAGUGCAAAGGGCCACCAGAGGCAGUGGCUGGACAACCCACAUUUUCCAUUAACUCGCAAAGUGAGCGGACUGAAUUUGCAAUGGGCUGCAGCGUUGCCCUCAGAUUUUAUUACCUGCCCUGUUAGCUGUCUUCCACGAUGUUAUCUGUUGCACAUUUAAGUGCAUGUGUGACAUUGAGCCCUGUGCGAAAGCCACCCAUCCCUCUGUUUGGGGCGGGGGUCUUCUCCACCCCAGGGCUUCCAGUUCCUCUCUCCUUUGGGUUCAGCUCCUGGCACAGCUCAGCUCCUCUGGCAGUGAUGCCGCUGUGGUUUGUGGGAUCUGCCGGGGCAGUGCUGCAGGGAAGGAGCAGAGGAGCACAGCGCUGAGCUCACCUCCAGCCCCCGCCUGGGAACAUUCAGUUCCCACCCAGAUUUGUUAUGGAAAACCGCCGCAUUUCUCUGUAGCUCUGUCCUUGGGCCUUAAUCUCAAAUCCGUUAUCAGUGCCGCGAUCGGGCACUGGCAGCCACUGAUGCUGAUAACAGCAGUUUUGAUACCCCCUCCAGCUAUUUUUUCCCCCUGACCAGCUUGGGGUGGUUCCAGCCACUCGGACACCCCCAGGCACUGUGGGGCCGUGCUUGGCUCUGCUGGGUAUAAAUCCCCAACCCCAGCACUACAAAGCGGGACUCGUGCAGCCACCAUGGCUGAGCUGCCGUGUGCUGAGCCCCUGCCGCGCUGCAGCGGCCGCUUCACCAUCAGCACACUGCUGGGUGCUGAGGAGGCGGCGGGCUGCGAGGGCACACAGCUCUCGGGUAGCUCGCUCUGCACCAGGACCUUUGGCUACAACACGGUGGAUGUGGUGCCCGCCUAUGAGCACUACGCCAACAGCAGGGGGGUGGGUGAGGCCGGACGGGGAAGGCCGUCGCUGGCGGACCUCCACUCCAUCCUCAAGGUAAGGCCUCGGUGCAGGGGCUGCUGGCCACACUUGUGCCGGUGUGGCUCUGUCCUCAGCCCCAUCUCUGUCCCACAGCCCGACCCCAGCCACCUCCGUGUGCCACUGCCUGACCCACAGCGCAGCAACGGCCUUCCUGACGCCGAGGAGGGGGCUGGCGAGCCAAGCAGUGCCCCUGCACCAGAGCCUGUCCGCUUCGGGUGGGUGAAGGGUGUGAUGAUCCGCUGCAUGCUGAACAUCUGGGGUGUGAUCCUCUACCUGCGCCUGCCCUGGAUCACAGCUCAGGCAGGAAUCGCCCUGACGUGGCUCAUCAUCCUGAUGUCUGUGACCGUGACCACCAUCACCGGCUUGUCCAUCUCUGCCAUUUCUACCAAUGGCAAAGUCAAGUCAGGGGGCACCUACUUCCUCAUUUCGAGGAGCCUGGGACCGGAGCUGGGCGGCUCCAUCGGCCUCAUCUUUGCCUUCGCCAACGCGGUGGCCGUGGCCAUGCACACAGUGGGCUUUGCUGAAACUGUGCGGGAUCUGCUGCAGGAGCACGACUCCCUGAUCGUGGACCCCACCAACGACAUCCGCAUCAUCGGGGUGCUCACUGUCACCGUGCUGCUGGGCAUCUCGCUGGCUGGCAUGGAGUGGGAGGCGAAGGCCCAGAUCCUGUUCUUUUUGGUCAUCCUGGUGUCCUUCAUAAACUACCUGGUGGGGACGGUGAUCCCGGCCAGUGCCGAGAAACAAGCAAAGGGCUUCUUCAGCUACAGAGCUGACAUUUUUGCCCAGAACUUCGUGCCCGACUGGCGCGGACCUGAGGGCUCCUUCUUUGGUUUGUUCUCCAUUUUCUUCCCAUCGGCAACUGGUAUCUUGGCCGGAGCCAAUAUCUCUGGUGACCUGAAGGACCCUGCCGUGGCCAUCCCCAAGGGCACCUUGAUGGCCAUCUUCUGGACCACAGUGUCCUACCUGGUGCUGUCAGCUACGAUAGGUGCCUGCGUGCUUCGGGACGCCUCGGGCAGCCUGAAUGACAGCAUGGCAGUGGGCGCACCGGGCUGUGAGGGACUGGGCUGCAGCUAUGGCUGGAACUUCACUGACUGUGCCCAGCGGCAGAGCUGCCGAUACGGCCUCAGCAACUACUACCAGAGCAUGAGCAUGGUGUCGGGAUUCGGUCCCCUCAUCACAGCUGGGAUCUUUGGUGCCACCCUCUCCUCAGCGCUGGCCUGCCUCGUCUCAGCCCCCAAAGUUUUCCAAUGCCUCUGCAAGGACGAGCUCUACCCUCUCAUAGGCUUCUUUGGGAAGGGCUAUGGGAAGAACAGCGAGCCUAUCCGUGGCUACCUGCUCACCUACGUGAUUGCCAUUGGCUUCAUCCUCAUCGCCGAGCUCAAUGCCAUCGCCCCCAUCAUCUCCAACUUCUUCCUCUGCUCCUAUGCGCUCAUCAACUUCAGCUGCUUCCAUGCUUCCAUCACCAACUCCCCAGGUGGGUGCCAGCCCCAACCCCUGCCCCAUCCUGGCUGUGGGGUGAGGGGAGCCGGCGGCAGCCGCUGUCUGUGUUUGCGUGCAGGCUGGCGACCCUCCUUUCGGUAUUACAGCAAGUGGGCUGCACUCUUUGGUGCCGCAAUCUCAGUGGUCAUCAUGUUCCUGCUGACCUGGUGGGCAGCCCUCAUCGCCCUCGGCAUCGUCGUCUUCCUCCUGGGCUAUGUCCUCUACAAGAAACCAGAUGUCAACUGGGGCUCCUCCAUGCAAGCCAGCUCCUACAACCUGGCACUGAGCUAUUCAGUAGGGCUCAGCGAGGUGGAUGAGCACAUCAAGAACUACAGGCCGCAGUGCCUGGUCCUGACCGGGCCGCCCAACUUCCGCCCAGCGCUGGUGGACUUCGUGGGCACCUUCACCAAGAACCUCAGCCUGAUGAUCUGCGGCAACGUGCUGAUCGGCCCCCGCAAGCAGAAGGUGCCCGAGGCCUGGCAGGCAUCGGAUGGCCACACCAGGUGGCUCCUCAAGAGGAAGAUCAAGGCCUUCUACACCCAUGUGCUCGCUGAAGACCUGAGGAGUGGCGUCCAGAUGCUGCUGCAGGCCGCCGGCCUGGGGAAGAUGAGACCCAACAUUGUCGCGCUGGGCUACAAGAGGGACUGGCAGGCAGCUGCACCACAGAGCCUGGAGGAUUACGUGGGCAUCCUGCAGUACGCGCUGCGCCGGCACCUGGCGGCUCCGUGCGCCUCUCUGAGCCAGGCAGUGGCGUCAUGCUGUUGUGUUGUCCCCACCUCAUGGGGGUCUGAAUGGGGGGGGACCACCACCGUCAGCUGCCUCCUCCCUCCUUCCAGCGAUGCCUUUGAUUUCAAGCACGGCGUGUGCCUGCUGCGGCUGCGGGAAGGCCUGAACGUUUCCCGAGUUCCACAAGCCCACACUAACCCUGCAUUUGGGGCAGCAGAGCGUCCUGAUGGGAACGGCACCGGCAGCAGGGCAGCGCCCAGCACAGGCAUCGUAGACCCUGAGCAGCAGGCGAGCACCAUCUUCCAGAGCCAGCAGGGCAAGAAAACCAUCGACAUUUACUGGCUCUUUGAUGAUGGAGGUAGGCCCUGCCUCGUGCUGCAGCACCACACAGCACAGGAGGAUGGGAGGGCACUAAAAAUACCGUGGCUGCAUCCUGCAGGGCUCACACUGCUCAUCCCCUACCUCCUCGGCCGCAAGAAGCGAUGGGGAAAAUGCAAGAUCCGGGUGUUUGUUGGCGGGCAGAUCAACAGGAUGGACGAGGAGAGGAAGGCGAUCGUGUCCCUGCUGAGCAAAUUCCGCCUGGGUUUCCACGAGGUCCACGUCCUGCCUGACAUCAACCAGCAGCCCCGGCCGGAGCACAUCAGGAGGUUCGACGAGCUGAUUGCGCCCUUCAGGCUGAACGACGGCUUCAAGGACGAGGCGGCGGUGAAUGAGCUGCGGCACGGCUGCCCCUGGAAGAUCUCCGAUGAGGAGGUGCACAGGCACAGAGCCAAGUCGCUCCGACAAGUGAGGCUCAAUGAGAUUCUGCUGGAUUACUCGCGGGAUGCGGCGCUCAUCGCCAUCACGCUGCCCAUCGGCAGGAAGGGGCGCUGCCCCAGCUCCCUCUACAUGGCCUGGCUCGAGACGCUCUCGCAGGACCUGAGACCCCCGGUCAUCCUGAUCAGAGGGAACCAAGAGAACGUUCUGACCUUUUACUGCCAAUAAAGCCUCCUGCACCCCCACCACAUGAAUUCUUCAGGCUGCAUUUGGGCGAUUCAAGGGGGUUUGGGACAGUACUGAAUGUGUGGGGUUCACAGCAGUGCCCAAAGCACGCAGCUGCUGUGCUGUUAGAAAAGCUUGUUUGGCUGAUUUUGGUCCUGGGAGGUUAUUACAGAUACAAAAUAACACCAGUACCGCCUGUACAGUGGGGUUUGCUGGAGCCGUGCAGGUGUGGUAUGGGCUCCCAAGGCUGAGCUGUGCCCCAUCUUCAGAGUGCCAGGGGACAGCCUUGGACAAUGCCAUAUUCCCCAGCCAAGAACCAGCCCACAGGGCUGCAAUGGGGCUGUGGGGCUCCAAGGCAGCAAAACUCGCCCCACACAUGGCAAAA